AUGACUUUUGGUGUGCUACGCCCAUUGACGGCGACGUCUUUCAGUUUUGGAAGAGGCCAAUUUUUAGGCUGCUCACAGAUAGGUUUAGUAUUUAUUAGAACUAUGAUGAAAACACAUAAAGGUACGGCGAAAAGAUGGAGAAAAACUGCUGGUGGUUUCAAAAGAGGGAUACCAGGUAGAAGUCAUGGUAGCACUGGCUGGGGCAAGAAAUACCUAAAAUCCUUAUCUGGAAGUGCUUCAGCUCACAGUUCUCACGUAAGGCGGCUGAAAAGACUUCUACCAUAUCAUUAA
Eremothecium sinecaudum is the source of this 291-nucleotide messenger RNA. RefSeq names its product mitochondrial 54S ribosomal protein bL35m (gene MRP35). The transcript has a single exon. Gene Ontology annotation, molecular function: structural constituent of ribosome. Gene Ontology annotation, biological process: translation. Lineage: Eukaryota; Fungi; Ascomycota; Saccharomycetes; Saccharomycetales; Saccharomycetaceae. The coding region runs from base 1 to 291 and encodes 96 amino acids. Gene Ontology annotation, cellular component: large ribosomal subunit; ribosome. The record is from RefSeq and is a predicted model, not a curated record.